AUGAUGGUUGUCUAUCCGGCACACUGUGCGUUUGCAUGUGUUGAAAAUCAACAGUCAGUUCCGAGCGGUCUUCAGAGUCUGUGGGAGCACAAGAAGUCGCCGUCCCUGUUGGACCCCAAGACACACACCUACAUGCUCGCUAAGUGGGCCGACAACUCCGGCAACUCUGAGGGUGACAUGGGAACCAACGUGGUGUGGAUGAUGCCGCAGCUGUGGAAUGUCGACGGCAAGAAGGCUCACCACUAA
Messenger RNA from Guillardia theta CCMP2712, 246 nucleotides. RefSeq lists its product as hypothetical. The coding region runs from base 1 to 246 and encodes 81 amino acids. Lineage: Eukaryota; Cryptophyceae; Pyrenomonadales; Geminigeraceae. The record is from RefSeq and is a predicted model, not a curated record. The transcript has 2 exons.